Messenger RNA from Symbiodinium sp. CCMP2592, 2676 nucleotides. Lineage: Eukaryota; Dinophyceae; Suessiales; Symbiodiniaceae. The record is from the annotation of a GenBank genome assembly.
AUGGGCAGGUCAGAAGUUCGGCCGGAGCUGGUCAAGGAAGUGCUGUCACAGGUGCUUGACCUGAGCCUGGCAGAGAUCAUGAAGACAGGCUUCUUGCACAAGACACGGAGCCGGCUCACGUUCCUCACCCGGGAUUGGGCCUCAAUGCUUCAUCAGGACGAGGAUACCGCUUGGAAACUGCAGGGCCUUUCUGGAGAUCAGCUGCUCACUAGGUGGGCCAACCACCAACUCUCACAGUUCAAGGUCGUGGCGAACGCUGUGAUGGAAGCAAUGUCAAAGAGGAGUUCACAGGAGGGUGGCGAGGAGGAGGACGACAUCGAGUGGUCCGCCAGGGAGAUAGAAGUGUACGGCGACCGCUGCCGUAUGAUCCGGGCAAUGCACCGGAUCCACCAGCUGGACGAUGACCAGGACGGUGCGCUGCUGGCGGUCGUCUACGGCGGAGUCUUCCAAACGCAGGAGAGCGCCUCAGCGGUGCCACCACAGUGGGCCGAUCCGGGGCGAGUGGAACAGCCACCUCCCUUCGUCGCCAAGGCGUCGGAAGUCCAUCCUCUCAGCUUGUGGCCUUUGGAUGAGAGGGAAGCAGAAGGACGCGCACUGGCCCUGUGCCAGGCGAUCCGACAGGUGAUUCCUGCAUGCCCAGGGAAGUUCCUCCUUCAACCGGGGGACAUCGCGCAGGGCAAGAAUAGUCUUCUCCCUGCCAUCCUCGCCGUCAUCUUCUUGAGUAACGUCACUUUGCCGUGCUCCUCUGGAAGUUACGACCUCUUCGGUGCCGUGUCCUUUUCUGUGUCGACGGUGUUGAACAAAGAGAAGGAGAUCAAGGGUGACAAGAUCCGCAAGCAGAAUACUCUGACCGCCGACGUGGAGAUUCACGUGGAGGUGCCCCCCGAGCUGCCAGCACAUCUCGAGGCGAUGACACUCGAAUCGAGGAGGAGAAUAUGCAGCUGGGUGGCUGCGGCUGAAGAUUUCACGGUUGGGUCGCGGGAGCUUCCCUCGGAGCACGACCCCGUAGCCAAGAGCAUCGUCGGGUGCAUUGACGUCAUGGCCGGGCCGUGGGCGAAUCAAAAGGCGCAGGACUAUUCGAAACUCCUUCUGCCCCACGAGGCGCUGUUGGAUUUCCUGGCCAUGCCAGCACCCGACAUUCUCCUGCGUUGGGUCAACUUUCAGUUGACUGGCGUUCCGGCUGGACAAGGUGCCACGCUCGAAAGCCUCGAUGACUUAGCAGGAAGCGAGAUGCUCCUUGAGAUCUUGUCACGGGUGGCUGCGGAUGUGCUCCCUCUGCAGGCCGAAGAGCAGGCGGCCCUGCGCCAAGCACACAAUCCCAGCACCACAGAGACUGCCACGCGACGCUUGGUUGUGGCGGUGGCCAAACGCUGUGCGAGCUACCACAUCCUCACCGAGGAGUCGCUGAAGGACGAGCAGACAGACCUGAUGGCUGCUUUUCUCGCGGAGCUGCUGGUCCACCGCCCUACGCUCCCUGCGGGGCCAGACACCCAGAUCCGGCAGCACAUGAGCAGCCUCUCUGCGAUCGUCCUUGAGGCCGCCAAGACGGAGCCCGGGGGCCUCCAAGAGCUCUGCGCCUACCUCAAGGAGCGGCAUGCAGAGAUUCAGUCUUCCCUACGGUCUUUGCAAGGGCAGCGGCAGAUCAUGGAGACUGUGAACACAAAGAUGAGGGCUUUUGCUCUGAAGAUGCUGGUGCAGCGAUCCAAAGGGGAGCCAUGCAACAUGCUGGAGCUCGCGAAAAAGGUCAGGAGUGCGGAAGUUCGCGGAGACAUGAUCUCUGGAGAUCGAAUCAAGGCUCUCAUCGUCAAAGAGGCGAAGAGGCUAGCGGCCGACGAAGGCAGCCAAGGAGCCGCUGGACGCAAUUCCGAAAUGGCGAUAAGUAUGGAGAAGAGCUCCGUCCAGGAGUUGCUCAGGAGGAGCAUGAGCAGCAUGAGGGACACGUUCCGUCACUAUGCGCGCGGCACUCUCUCUGGCAUAGAGACCGCCCCGAAAGAAGCGUCAAAGGGACGGAGGGGCAGCCGUGGGUCUAUCUCUGGCGAAGGGGGUCAGGUGCUCGUCGUGUCCCAGCGGAGUUUGAUGCGACUGUAUCGAGACUGCCGGCUCCAUACCACCAAGUUGACUCCUUUGGAGCUGGAGGAGAUCUUCAACGAGGUCCGGCUGUCCCAUGCCAUGAACUUCGGGCAAGAGGACACCAGUGCCGUACCGCUCUUCGACCAGGGCUUGUCCUUGGAGAUGUUCACCGAGGUUCUGCUCACCAUCGCCUGCAGGGCAAAGCUGGAGCUCUUCGCACCUACCGCGUGUGCCGAGAAGCUGGAGUUUCUGAUCGAGCACCACCUGUCCAUGGUAGGUACACCACGGGAUGAGUUCGUUUACGCCCUUAUCGUCGACACUUCCCUCGACGAGGUCUUGAACGAGUUCGCGGGAAGGCUUCGGUCCAUCUUCACGGCCUAUGCUGGCAGUGCCCGGAACGUGGAGCGAGACCGGCGUCGGCACCGGGGAGCCAUGGUUGAGGUCACGGCCGUCAGCACACAGAAACAGUCCAUGUGCAUGUCGCUUGACGCCUUCACGGACAUGCUAGGCCAUGCUGGCCUGCUCUCGAAGUCCAUCAAUCGGGCGCGAGUUGGCAUGAUCUUCCGCGGGCUGCAGGAGCUGCAGCGGUGUGCCGGUGAAGCCUGA